AUGUCCCAACAGCCAGACUGUGUGGUGACCAUCCCCGAGUCUACAGGGAUGAAGGGACAAACACACAGGAUGAGUCUGCGAAGUUCUGGACGUUUCUCAUUCCUCCCUUCGUUCCUGCGCCUGACCUUCUCUCCGGCCUCCCUCGAGAGAGUCUACCAGACGUAUUUUCUGCGGCAGAGGCAGGAGACGCUGCUGGCGCUGCUGGUUUCCGCCGUGCUGUUCAACUGCUACGUCAUCGUCAUGGCCGCAGUGCUUUAUUCCCCCGACAAGCUAGCCACGGUGUUAGCGGCUGCGAUCGGGCUAGCACUGGACAGCGCGUUUUAUGGCCUCUUGAGGUCAGGCAAACUGCCGGACAAGGUCAUUCGGAAGGUCGUGCCGUACAUCGCGUGGCUGCUGAUCACGAUUCACGUGCUGUGCUACCUGGGACUGAAUUUCGUGGGUGUUUACGAGCCCGGAGAUUCGGUAGGCUGGCAGACGUUCUUCACGUUUUCCUUCUUCCUGACGCUGCCCAUGCCACUGCCGCACGUUGUCCUGCUGGGGGCGCUGUCGUGCGUCACGCACACGGUGCUGCUCGGGAUCGUGGUGGCGCAGCGGCGGCAGGACAACCUGCAGAUGCUGAUCAGACAGCUUGUUGCGAAUAUGAUGCUGUAUUUGGGCGCCAUGGUGGUGGGUGUGAUGUCAUAUUUCAUGGCUGACCGUAAAUACCGGACGGCGUUCCUGGAGGCCAAACAGUCGCUGGAGGUCCGACUGACGCUGGAGGAGCAGAGCCAGGAACAGGAAGAGCUGUUGUUGUCCAUCUUGCCGAAGCACAUAGCUGAUGAGAUGCUGCAGGGAAUGAAGAAAGAAGCCAAUCAGAAAUCAGAAGCUCAGCAGUUCAACACCAUGUACAUGUACAGACAUGAGAACGUCAGUAUCCUGUUUGCUGAUAUUGUCGGCUUCACUCAGCUUUCGUCGGCCUGCAGCGCUCAGGAACUCGUCAAACUGCUCAACGAACUCUUCGCCCGCUUCGACAAGCUGGCAGCACAAUAUCACCAGCUGAGGAUAAAGAUUCUGGGGGAUUGUUAUUACUGCAUCUGUGGGCUACCUGAUUACCGGGAGGACCACGCGGCCUGCUCCAUCAUGAUGGGCCUGGCCAUGGUGAAGGCCAUCUCGUACGUCCGAGAGAAGACGAAGACGGGAGUGGACAUGCGCGUGGGCGUGCACACGGGGACCGUUCUGGGCGGAGUUCUGGGACAGAAGCGCUGGCAGUUCGACGUCUGGUCCACCGACGUCACCGUGGCCAACAAGAUGGAGUCCGGCGGCAUCCCGGGGCGGGUCCACAUCUCCCAGAGUACGAUGGAAUGUCUGCACGGCGAGUUUCAGCUGGAGCCGGGAAACGGAGGAGAGCGCUGCGAGUACCUGAUGGAGAAAGGCAUCGACACCUACCUGGUGCUCGUUCCCACGGAAACCAGCAUCGGGGAUGGAGUCCCAAACGGAGUGGGCGGGGCCCCGAAUGGAGCGGGCAGGGUCACGAAUGAAACCGUGGUCAGUAGGGGUUCUCCUCUCCUUGUUGCUACCACAGAGACUAACGGCAGUGUGUGUUCGGUCCGCAGCAUCACCGCAGAGACAGAGGAUGCCGAAGCCCAGAGGCUGCGACUGGCCGGACUGGCUGAUGGAGGGAUGGAGAAUGAGCAGGAGCUGAACAGACUGCUGACUAAAGCUCUGGUGGAGAGAGAGACGGAGGAAAUGCUGAAGGAGAAAAGAACGGCGGUUCUCUCUCUGCAGUUUCUGGAUUCUGAGUUAGAGUCGCGUUACUCGCUGGAGAAAGAGAGGCAGACUGGAGUGGCGUUCAGCUGCAGCUGCGUGGUUCUGUUCUUUACGUCUGCCAUGGAGACGCUCAUAGACCCACAGCUGACAGUGAAUUAUGUAACGCUGGUGGUCGGCGAGGUGCUGCUCCUGAUCCUCACCAUCUGCUCACUGGCGGUCAUCUUCCCACGGCUGUUCUCGAAGAAGCUGGUGUCGUUCUCUCUGUGGAUCGAUCGCACCCGCUGGGCUCGGAACACCUGGGCAAUGGCAGCCAUCUUUGUCCUGGCCAUGGCUGAGGUGGCGGACAUGCUGAGUUGUGUGCAGCCCCCCCUGCUGGUGCUGAACUCCACUGCAGGUUUGACUCUGGAGUCUCUGGGUGACGGCGGCUGCGCCGAAAACCCCAAACACUACAGUUACAUCGCCGUGCUCUCUCUGGUGGCCACCACCAUGCUGGUGCAGGUCAGCCACCUGGUCAAACUCGCCCUCAUGCUGCUGGUUACCGUGGCCACCACCGCCGUGGACCUCUACAGCUGGAGGGACAUUUAUGACAUUUAUGACCUCAUACGCUACCUGGAGUACCGGCAUUCUGUGGUUCCCACUAAAUAUCUGAUGACGGUGAUGAUCAUCGUGAUGAUGAUGAGUUUCUACCACUUCGCUCGGCACGUGGAGAGACAGUCCCGUAAGCUGUUUCUGUGGAAGAUUGAAGUUCAUGAUCAGAAGGAGCGAGUGUUCGAGAUGAGGACGAAUAACGAGGCUCUGGUCACCAACAUCCUGCCUGAGCACGUCGCCAAACACUUUCUCGGCUCCAAGAAAAGGGACGAGGAGCUGUACAGUCAGUCCUAUGAUGAAAUCGGCGUGAUGUUCGCUUCGAUCCCAAACUUCUCUGAUUUCUACACCGAGGAGAGCAUCAACAACGGCGGCCUGGAGUGUCUGAGGAUCCUCAACGAGAUCAUCUCCGACUUCGACACUCUGCUGGAUCGGAUGGAGUUUCGCUGCAUCACCAAAAUAAAAACGAUUGGCAGUACCUACAUGGCAGCAUCGGGGCUCACACCGGAGAGCAACACCAACGGAUACAGCAGAAAGGAGGAUCAGUGUCUUAUGGAACGAUGGCAGCAUCUGGCUGAUCUGGCUGAUUUUGCUCUGGCCAUGAAGGUCACCCUCAAUAACCUCAACAAGCAGUCCUUCAACAACUUCAUGCUCCGCAUUGGGUUGAAUAUGGGUGGAGUGUUAGCUGGUGUGAUUGGAGCUCGUAAGCCUCACUAUGAUAUCUGGGGGAACACAGUUAAUGUGGCCAGCCGCAUGGAGUCCACUGGAGUUAUGGGUAAUAUACAGGUGGUGGAGGACUGCUAUAAGAUCCUGAGGGAGUACGGGUUCCGCUUCGUGAGGAGAGGCCCCAUCUUCGUGAAAGGGAAGGGAGAACUGCUCACUUACUUCAUGAAGGGAAAAGACAAAUCCGUUCCUAACGGCCACACGGUCCUCCCCAGCCUCCCCAACCAGAUACUGGACAAGUCCUGAUGAUGUCGACGCUGUACAUAAACGGAGGAGACUGGAACGCACACGAGAACGUUUACACACAGAGAACUGCUGUAGAAGAGUAGAACUUUCUGGAAAUGUUUAGAGACUCUGUCUAAUGUUCACAACAGCUUUGCACUGGCACCUAAA
Molecule: messenger RNA, 3447 nt
Organism: Colossoma macropomum (tambaqui)
Lineage: Eukaryota; Metazoa; Chordata; Actinopteri; Characiformes; Serrasalmidae
Product: adenylate cyclase type 3-like
Exons: 20
Coding region: 1-3300 (1099 amino acids)
Biological process (GO): intracellular signal transduction; cAMP biosynthetic process; adenylate cyclase-activating G protein-coupled receptor signaling pathway
Cellular component (GO): plasma membrane
Molecular function (GO): adenylate cyclase activity
Source: RefSeq, a predicted model, not a curated record